Molecule: messenger RNA, 520 nt
Organism: Cuscuta epithymum
Lineage: Eukaryota; Viridiplantae; Streptophyta; Magnoliopsida; Solanales; Convolvulaceae
Source: the annotation of a GenBank genome assembly
GUGAGAACCAUUGCAAGUCAUCCAGUAUAAAUAAGGUUCUUGGGUCAGCUUAUUUUCCAUCCCACACAGCAUCAUCCAUUCUUGCAACAAAAUUCAAUGGCAGCAAACCAAGGACAGUUCUCAUUUCUCAGGGACUUGGAUCACACCAAGACAACUUGGGCGAUCAAAGUGAAGGUUGUGAGAGCUUAUGAAAUGCCACCUCAGUCCAGGGGAGGACAGAGGAUAGAGUUGGUUUUCAUUGACUCCCAGGGAGACAAAAUUCACGGUUUGAUAAAGAGGCCUCAGCUACGUUUGUUUAGGUCUAAGAUUGCAGAAAACGGGGUUUAUGCAAUUAGGGAUUUCUUGGUGAUGGAUAACUACUACACUUACAAAGCCACAAACCAUGCCUACUUGAUCGAAUUUUAUGGCAAGACUAUAGUUAAGGAUAUUAAUCCUGACAUUGUGCCAAACAGUGUGUUUGAAUUUCAGCCAUUUGAGGUUCUACAAACCUUGAGGGUUGUUGAUGAUAAACAACUAAUUG